Messenger RNA from Debaryomyces hansenii CBS767, 1128 nucleotides. RefSeq names its product peptide-N4-(N-acetyl-beta-glucosaminyl)asparagine amidase. Gene Ontology annotation, biological process: protein deglycosylation; glycoprotein catabolic process; protein quality control for misfolded or incompletely synthesized proteins. The transcript has a single exon. The record is from RefSeq and is a predicted model, not a curated record. Lineage: Eukaryota; Fungi; Ascomycota; Pichiomycetes; Serinales; Debaryomycetaceae. The coding region runs from base 1 to 1128 and encodes 375 amino acids. Gene Ontology annotation, cellular component: nucleus; cytosol. Gene Ontology annotation, molecular function: peptide-N4-(N-acetyl-beta-glucosaminyl)asparagine amidase activity.
AUGUCAAGUCAAGGAAAUAAAUAUGAAUAUGGUGAGCUUGCUGACAAACUUAUACUUGCAUAUUCAAAGCGUCGCCUCUUCAAAGCAAUUGGUACCAAAAGGGAUAGGCAGCAACAAUUCUCCAGGCUUGACAAUAAAGAUAAGAGAUUUAUACUGAAAUUGAUAGAUGUUUCCAAUUCAAAUGAAAAACAUAAGAUUCCAUCGGAGCUUGAUAUAGCACUUGAUUGUAUUGACUUGGCUAAAAUUUAUGAGGGUGUAGAUAAAAGAGAAUAUGAAAGAGAAAGCAAAGCUAAAGACCCGAAUUUAAUAUAUGAAGAUUUUAUAGUAUUAGAGUUAUUACAUUACUUCAAGCAUGAUUUUUUCAAGUGGGUCAAUAAACCUGAGUGUUCACGAUGUAAACAAUCAUCUAAUAAUAUUGUACCAACAGGUAACUCCGGUCCUCCAAGUAUAAAUCCAAGUGAAAUUUCAAUUAUAGAGAAUUAUAAAUGUACUAAAUGCAAUAUUGCCGUCAGCUUUCCUAGAUAUAAUAAUCCAAUUAAAUUACUAGAAACUAAAAGUGGUCGCUGUGGUGAGUGGGUAAAUUGUUUCAUUUUCAUAUUACGUGCAUUGUUGGGAAGUCAAUCUCAAAUAAGAUACGUCUGGAAUCAUGAGGAUCAUGUGUGGUGUGAAUACUAUAGUUUAGGUUUGAAAAGAUGGAUCCAUCUUGAUCCCUGUGAAGGAGUAUUUGAUGAACCAAAUCUUUACUGUGAAAACUGGGGUAAGAAAAUGAGUUGGUGUUUUGCCUUCGGUGAAACAUACAUUAUGGAUGUAAGCGAUAAAUAUAUUACCAAAUCAGAUAAGCAGAUUAACAAGUUGGAAUCUGUGUCUAGUUUGAAAAACAUUAAAGAAUUUAUCGAUACUUUAAACGAUGAUAAGUUGGUUAGAUAUUAUUCGAAUAUGGCAUUAACGGCUUCAGAUGAAAACAGAAACUUGAUGAGAUUGUAUCAAGAAGUUAUACUUAUACAUAAUAGUGAAAAAUUUAACAAAGAAAAUAAAAUUGAAGUGUCCAGGACGCAUAAUAUACCUACGGGAAGACAAACUGGAGAUGCUGAGUGGACCAAGUCCAGAGGAGAAGAUGGGAAUGAAUAA